This is a messenger RNA of Astyanax mexicanus (Mexican tetra), 931 nucleotides long. RefSeq names its product B-cell receptor CD22-like. Lineage: Eukaryota; Metazoa; Chordata; Actinopteri; Characiformes; Acestrorhamphidae. The record is from RefSeq and is a predicted model, not a curated record. The transcript has 3 exons. The coding region runs from base 1 to 849 and encodes 282 amino acids.
AUGAAUUACAUCCAGCAGGAAAUAUGUUCUUUAAAUGGAUCUACAGUGUUUAUAAAUGGAACUUUUACACAUCCAGAACAUCUUAUAGUCAAACAGAGGAUUUGGGUCAUAGAUCCAGUUCGAAACAAAGAGCCACCUGACCUGAAAACAGCUUCAAAUUUCUCAGGCAGGGUUGAGUAUUUUAUUGAUGAACAGAAUAACUUCGCCCUUAAACUGAGUAACAUAAUGAAGGAGGAUGAACAUGAGUACUGCUUCAGAGUCUUAACAGAUGUAGAAGGUCAGAGAUGGAUGAGAACUCCUGGAAUAAAACUCAGAGUUACAGAGCUCCAUGUAGAAUCUCCUGGAGAAGUAACAGAAGGAGAAUCAGCAGUUCUGACGUGUAAAACCACCUGCAGUCUGACUGAUCCAACAUUCAUCUGGUACAAAGAUGGACGUCCUUUAACCACAGAGAUGAUCCAAAAGAAUCAGCAGCUCCACCUGCAGACAGUCAGCAGUGAGGAUGCAGGCAGUUAUAGCUGUGCUGUAAGAGGAUCUGAACAUCUCCCCUCUACUGCUCAAACUCUCAGAGUCAGACAUCCUCCAAAGAACGUCUCAGUGUCCAUCAGUCCCUCUGGUGGAAUAGUGGAGGGAAGUUCAGUGACUCUGACCUGCAGCAGUGAUGGAGACCCACCUGUGGAGAUCUACACCUGGUUUAAAGAUGGUGGAGACUCACCUGUAGGAUCUGGACACAGUUAUGUUCCUCUACAGAGUGGAUUCUACUACUGCCAGGCUCAGAACCAACAUGGAGAUCAGAGAUCAGCUGCUGUGCCGGUUAAUAUCAAUGGUGAGACACUUGAUUAUAUUGAUUGAUCCUCUUAUUUCUGUAAUAUAUUUGUGUGUAAUAUCUCAGCAGGUCUCUGGGUGGUGCUGUAUGCAGUUGGUGGAGUGGUUG